This is a messenger RNA of Ochlerotatus camptorhynchus, 2970 nucleotides long. It is a transcript of the gene Gclc, whose product is annotated as glutamate--cysteine ligase. NCBI's taxonomy places the organism in Eukaryota, Metazoa, Arthropoda, Insecta, Diptera, Culicidae. The transcript is spliced from 6 exons. Gene Ontology annotation, molecular function: glutamate-cysteine ligase activity. Bases 348 to 2291 code for a protein of 647 amino acids. The record is from RefSeq and is a predicted model, not a curated record. Gene Ontology annotation, biological process: glutathione biosynthetic process. Gene Ontology annotation, cellular component: glutamate-cysteine ligase complex.
UUUCACAACGUCGGUAGCUGCCGUGAAGAGCGCGUGCUUAUCAUUCGGAGCUCGCCGUCCACGGAACAAAUAGGUACCCCCGCGCUGCUGCUGUCUGCUGGUCCCAUAGUUCGCUCGAGGAUACAUAGGUACCUACCUACUUUACACAGCCAGGCACCGUUUGUCUUUUUUAUCGCAGCGCAGGUCGUUGGCUGGGCGCGGGUGGGAUUGAGCGAAGGAUUUAUACCGAAAACAGUGACGUAAGCAAGCGAGUCGGUUCAAGUAAGGCGCCUGGGCUGUUAGUCGUCAUCGUUCGGAAAUAGCUGCAGCUGCUGGAUUUCAAAUAAACGAAAACAAAUCAGCGCACGAUGGGUCUGCUGAGCGAGGGUAGUCCGCUGAGUUGGGAGGAAACGAAGGUACUGGCGCAGCAUGUGCGAGAGCAUGGCAUCGAACAGUUCAUCAAUAUGUACGCCCGGCUCAAGGAUAGGCAGGGUGAUGUCCUAAAGUGGGGCGACGAGGUCGAGUACAUCAUCGUGCGUUUCAACGACGAGAAAAAGGAAACGCAGGUUUCGCUGCGGGCUCGCGAGAUGCUGGCCGUGCUCAACGAGAAGGAACACAGCGAUCCGACAGGCGUAAAAUCACUCUGGAGACCGGAGUAUGGAGCCUACAUGAUCGAGGGCACUCCCGGGAAACCCUACGGAGGCUUGUUGGCUCACUUCAACGUUGUGGAAGCCAACAUGCGCUAUCGCCGCAUUGAGGUGGCCGAACUUUUGUCGCCGGGAGAGCACGUUAUGUCGAUUACGAACUUCCCACGCUUGGGUGCCCCCAAUUUCACCUACCCGCGAGCGAAGCCAACACCCGAGGAUGAAUCCUGUGCAGCUCGAUCGCUAUAUUUCCCCGAUGAAGCUAUCUACCCGGGACAUCCCCGCUUCAAGACACUUACCCGUAACAUCCGUCAGCGACGAGGUGAAAAGGUGUCCAUCAAUUUGCCCAUUUUCCGAGAUAAGAACACGGUGAUUCCUGUCAUUGGAAGUCUACCGGAUAAACCGGACCACGUACAUAUGGACGCGAUGGGCUUCGGGAUGGGCUGCUGCUGUCUGCAGCUGACAUUCCAAGCUUGUAACAUAACCGAAGCACGUACGCUGUACGAUCAGCUGACUCCGAUGUGUCCGAUUAUGUUGGCCCUGACGGCCGCUAGUCCAGCCUAUCGGGGAUAUCUGACCGACGUAGACUGUCGUUGGAAUGUCAUUUCUGCCUCAGUGGACUGUCGAACGAAGGAGGAGAGAGGAGAACUACCGCUCAAAAAUGAUCGAUUCCGAAUCUAUAAAUCUCGCUACGAUUCCAUCGAUUCCUACUUAUCCCCAGCUGGUGAAAAGUACAACGACGUGCCUUUGGUGUUGGACGAAAAAUUGUACAACCGUCUCCGCGAAGGUGACAUCGAUCACCUACUGGCGCAGCACGUUGCACAUCUCUUCAUUCGGGAUUCCGUUUCCUUGUUCAGCGAAAAGGUUCACCAGAACGACAAAGAGGACACCGAUCACUUUGAGAACAUUCAAUCUACCAACUGGCAGACGAUGCGCUUUAAACCGCCUCCACCGAACUCUCCAAUCGGUUGGCGCGUAGAAUUCCGACCAUGCGAGGCACAGCUGACCGAUUUCGAGAACGCUGCCAUCGUUUGUUUCGUGGUACUGCUUACCAGAGUGAUUUUGUCCUACCAGUUGGAUUUUCUCAUUCCGAUCAGCAAGGUGGACGAAAAUAUGCAAACCUCUCAGAAACGGGGUGCCGUGUUGACGGAGAAGUUCUGGUUCAAGAAAAACAUCACCGGCAUUUCCACCGGUGGACAAAAGAACAGUAACGAUACAGCAGCUCAGGUUAACUCGACGGAAGCGACCAAUCACGACAACGAAAACGGUAUAGACGAGGAGUACGAAUUGAUGACUAUCGAUCAGAUCAUCAACGGUAAGGAAAAUUUUCCCGGACUCGUUCCGCUGAUCAACAGCUAUCUCGGAUCGAUGGAUGUGGACACCGAUACGCACUGUACGAUUCAGCAGUACCUCAGGUUGAUUCAGAAACGGGCAUCUGGAGAGUUGCUCACCACCGCCUCUUGGAUGAGACAGGAGAUUACCGGGCAUGAAGAGUACAAGCAAGAUUCGGUGGUCAGCGAGCGCAUCUGCUACGACCUGCUGAAGAAGGCCAAGGACAUCCAGGAUGGCAUCCGACCCUGUCCGGAGCUGCUGGGAACUAACAUCAACUCGAAGACCGCCGACAACAUUCCGCCAGCGAUCGAGAAGCAUCUGACCAAACUGUGCUAAACUCAUCUUAUUGGAGUGUCUAUAAACAAUACCGUCUCAUGCCAUUGUGUUUCCAUGCAUUUAAUCCGAUGAGAAAAGAAGCUGAAGUUCGAACCAGAAUUAUUCACGCAAGACUUGAAUUGUAACAGUUUUGACUAUGCGGGUAAAUUUUUCCUUGUUUCGGUUUGAUCAGAGGUCAGUUCCAAUUUGCCGGCAAUGAAAACACAAACUCAACAUAAACAUGUCUAUUUGCUGUAGGACUGCUUCAAAUUAUAUUGUUUUUUUUUUUUUUUAAUAAGUGUAGUAACGAAUAGCCAGUAGACGAUCACGUAUACUUAAAUUUUGGAAACGAUUUUUGUACUUUUUACCGUUGGGUAAGCAAAGACCUUUAUUAAGUUUUGAGUUCUGAUUUGAGAGAUACAAUUAUAUUAUACAUACAUGUUAUACUUUAGUUGGUAGCGAGGGAGUUCAGAGUAUGUAGAGGGCAUUUUUCUUUUUCUUUUCAUUACAAGUUAGCAGGCAGGUGAUUUAUCCGCGGUAGUAUUCUUUUUUCAUGGGCCAAAUAGAACAAUAACAUAGUACUUUACACAUACCAACUUGCAGAAUAAGAAAUGAGUGUUCUUCAUGUAUUUUUACCGUCAAUCAAUAAAAGAAACGGAUCCUGAAUCUGACCUCACAAAUCUGUCAUGGACUUUUAAUA